Molecule: messenger RNA, 886 nt
Organism: Fukomys damarensis (Damara mole-rat)
Lineage: Eukaryota; Metazoa; Chordata; Mammalia; Rodentia; Bathyergidae
Gene: Cdkn1c
Product: cyclin dependent kinase inhibitor 1C
Exons: 3
Coding region: 301-717 (138 amino acids)
Biological process (GO): regulation of cell cycle
Cellular component (GO): nucleus
Molecular function (GO): cyclin-dependent protein serine/threonine kinase inhibitor activity
Source: RefSeq, a predicted model, not a curated record
GGCCAAGUGCGCUGUGCUCGAGGGGUGCCGGCUAGGCCCAAGCGAGCCAGCGAGCAGGCAGGCAGGCAGCUCCGAGGGGGGCGCGGCUGCGGCCAGAAAGGACCAGCGAACGAGACAAGGGAGCAGUCUACCACCGGACAGCCAGGUAGCCGCCGCGUCCGCUCUUCCAACGCGCCCCUUUGCAAGCGCGGACUCGGCCGUGCUGGGUCUCUCGCCCGGCCUCCGCCCUUCUCUCCUCUCUUCCUCCUUCUCUUGCUCCCCUCUCCUCUCUCGCCGCCUGGGCUCGCGCAGCUCCCGAUCAUGUCCGACGUGUACCUCCGCAGCACCUCUGCGAUGGAGCGCCUGGUCUCCGGUGGAAACGUCCCUGUGAUGGCGCGCACGAGCGCCUGCCGUAGCCUCUUCGGGCCGGUGGAUCACGAGCAGCUGGGCCGCGAGCUGCGGAUGCGCCUAGCCGAGCUGGCUGCAGAGGACCAGAACCGCUGGGACUUCAACUUCCAGCAGGACGUGCCGCUCCGGGGCCCAGGGCGCCUGCAGUGGACCGAGGUGGACAGCGAGUCCGUGCCCGCCUUCUAUCGCGAGACGGUGCAGAUUUCUUUGCCAAACGGAAGAGAUCUGCGCCUGAGAGCAAAUCCUCCGGAGAUGUACCCCCUGGGUGUCCCUCGGCUGGCGCACCUCCUGGGGUUGGCGGGGCAGAGCAAACCCCGCGCAAGCGGCUGAGAUGAGUUAGUUUAGAGCCCCAGGAGCACGGGGAGCUUGUUGGGCAGCGGACGAUGGAUGAGCGCGGGGCCUCGCGGGACCGUACUUCUAGCAGCAACCGGUGGCAGCAGCCGCAGCGCAGCCUACGGUUUUGUGUUUAAAAUCUGAAAACUGUGCAAUGUAUUGAUAG